Molecule: messenger RNA, 1017 nt
Organism: Strongyloides ratti
Lineage: Eukaryota; Metazoa; Nematoda; Chromadorea; Rhabditida; Strongyloididae
Product: GDPGTP exchange factor Sec2p family-containing protein
Exons: 4
Coding region: 1-1017 (338 amino acids)
Biological process (GO): exocytosis
Cellular component (GO): Golgi to plasma membrane transport vesicle
Molecular function (GO): guanyl-nucleotide exchange factor activity
Source: RefSeq, a predicted model, not a curated record
AUGGAUGAUACAACAUCUUCUUCUGAUGUUGAUGUUGGAGAAAUACAGUCUUCAUUUGGUAAUUAUAAUAAUACUUCUACAAUAUCAUUUCCUGAUAAAUUAGCUAGACUUGAAGCUGAUCUUAAAUUAGCAUAUGAAUUAAUAAAAGAAAAAGAUUUAAAAUGUAAACAUUUAGAGGAGUUGCAAAAAAAAGUUGAUUCAGAAGUACAAGAGUUAACAGAACAAUUAUUUCAGGAAGCUUAUAGAAUGGUUAAUGAUGCUGAGGAACAAAGACAUAAAGCUGAAAUAUUAUUGGAACAGUCACAAUUAAAAGUAACAACAUUAAGUAAUGAAGUUGAUGCAUUGAAAUCAAUUAUAAAAUCAUUACAAGAAAAUAAAACAUCAAAACUUAUACAAAGACAAAAAAAUUUAUUUAUGUCAACAUCAACAAGUUCACCAUCUUUAUCAUCAAUUAAUGCUGCUGAAAAUGAUCAUUCUCAUGUUAUUCAUAUAAUAGAUCCAACCUAUCAUAGAGAAUUUAUUCAAUGGAAAAAUCAAGGAAUGAUUAUAGAUGAAAAAUGUCAAUUUUUAAAAACUAUUAUAAAUGAAGAUAUUAAUCCAUGUUUAUUUUUUGAAAAUCCAGAAAUAUCAACAAAAAUUUAUAAAGCAAUUGUGGCAAAUACAAUAGAUAUUGAAUUAGUAUUCGAUGACAAUGAAAUAAUAAGACAAUGUGCUUUCUUAAAAGUUCAAUUACCUUGCCCAUUCAGAAUUCGUCUUAGUCCAGAGGAAGACUGGAAAUUUAUAUCUGUACUAGCAAGAAAUCGUGUCGCAGCUGUUUGUGAUUUUUUUACAUAUUUACGUUACUUAAUUCAUGGAAUUGUCAAAACUAAUAUUUCAUCUAGUUACAAAGAAAUUAUACAUUUAAGAAAAAAUAUGAUGAUGGCUCGGUUAGGUUUACAAUUUGAAUCACAAAUUAUGAAUAAUUCAAAUAAAAAUUCACGUGAAAAUAAUAAAGAAUUUAAUGUUUCAUACGUCUAA